ACGCACAGUCAAGUUCUUGUCGAGCUAAACUUUUUAAGACUGUUACAAAUCAGCCAUACAAACGUUUCGCCAUGUUGCCAUUCGACGAGAUCCUGACCGGGUAUCUGGGUGAGAUGGGCUGGUACCAGUGGUGGGUACUGUUCCUGAUGUGCUAUGCAGAAAUGCCUGUGGGGUUUCACCAGCUCAUAGCCAACUUUCUCGCCGCCUCCCCCUCCCAUCACUGCGCGGUACCGGGCCUGCAGACAUGGCGGGACUGUCGGCCGAUACCUGACGCCUUGAACAUGAGCAUCCCCUGGACUACGCUAGAUGGUGGAGGUAGUGGUUAUAGUGAUUGUACUAGGUACAACCUGUCUGAAGGAAGCUUCAACAUGAGCUCCGCGGACUUCUGGCAGAACCACACCCCCGAGAGUCUGUCAGCGGGCGGGACCAUCAGCUGUGACAUGGGGUGGGAGUACGACUGUACCACCUUCACGUCUACUAUAGUGACGGAGUGGGAUCUAGUUUGCAACAACAGAGGUCUAAGACAAGUGACCACCUCCCUGUACAUGGUUGGAGUGGGGCUUGGGGCUGUAGUAUUCGGAGACCUGGCGGAUAGGAUUGGUCGCCGCCGAACCUACCUCCUGUCGCUGGCUAUCCAGUUUGUGUUCGGAGUGGCCACGGCGUUCUCCCCUAACGUGGCUCUAUUCGUCAUCUUCCGAAUGUUCGUGGGUGCCUCAGUAUCAGGCGUUGGUAUUAUAUCUGCAGUCAUGGUUUGCGAGUUUGUUGGUCCAAAGGAGCGGGUGAAGGUUGGCGUGCUCCGCCCCGUGUUCUUCUCGGUCGGGGCGAUGAUUUUGGCGGGAGUCGCUUUUGGCAUCCGUGACUGGAGGGCCCUACAGCUCGCCGUUUCUCUGCCCAACUUGCUCUUCAUUCCAUUCUAUUGGUGGUGCCCAGAGAGUCCAAGAUGGCUGCUGUCACGUGACAAAGAGAAGGCCAAAGAAAUGAUACAGAAAAUGGCGAGAAUGAACAGAGUUGAGCUGCCUGAUCACGUGCUCGCGGACGACCCAAGUCAUGUCGAUGACACACAGAAAGAGAAAGAGAAGAACGUGACUAACAAAACGUACACAGUACUCGACAUCCUGCGGUUGCCCAACACAAGGAAAAGGAGCCUCAUCAUAUUCUUUAUAUGGUUUACCAACAACAUUGUUUACUACGGCAUCGCGUUGAACAUUACGGACCUUAGCGGGGACGUCUAUACCAACUCUCUCAUAGCAUCGGCAGUGGAGAUUCCAGCGUACCUGAGUCUUCUAUUCCUACAGGAACGAUUUGGCCGGAAGUUGCCAGUGUUUGUCUACCUACUGCUGACCGGCAUUGGUCUGAUCGUCACGGCAGCACUUCCUCCUGGCCCCGGCCGUGUAGCAGUGGCCAUGAUCUCGCGGUUGUGCAUCACCGGCGGGUUCCAGAGCACCAUGAUCUACACUGUAGAGCUGUUUCCCACCGUCACAAGAAACAUAGGUAUGGGAUUUUCGUCCACCGCUGGCAGGAUAGGUUCUAUCGUGUCACCGUUUGUGUGGCUGUUGGCUGAUCUGUGGCGACCCGCACCUUACAUACUGUUCGGCGUCAUGACCAUCGUGGCCGGGCUGCUGUGCAUGCUGCUGCCGGAGACCAAGGGUGAACAGCUGCCGCAGACUCUGGAGGACGGGGAGGAGUUCGGGAAGGGUGUAGCGGCUGCAGUGUUCAACAAGGCACUGACGACUCUGAAGGUCAAGAAAACAGAAAAGAAAGAAGAUCCGGGAUCAGAUAAUCCUGGAUAUCAAUACAGAAUUUUCACCAUGUUACCAUUCGACGAGAUCCUGACUGGGUAUCUCGGUGAGAUGGGGUGGUACCAGUGGUGGGUCUUGUUCCUGAUGUGCUAUGCCGAAAUGCCUGUGGGGUUUCACCAGCUCAUAGCCAACUUUCUCGCCGCCUCCCCCUCCCACCACUGCGCGGUACCAGGCCUGCAGACCUGGCGGGACUGUCGGCCGAUGCCUGACGCCUUGAACAUGAGCAUUCCCUGGACUACGCUAGAUGGUGGAGGCAGUGGUUAUAGUGAGUGUGCUAGGUACAACCUUCCUGAUGGAAGCUUCAACAUGAGCUACGCGGACUUCUGGCAGAACCACACCCCCGAGAGUCUGUCAGCGGGCGGGACCAUCAGCUGUGACAGGGGGUGGGAGUACGACUGUACCACCUUCACGUCUACUAUAGUCACGGAGUGGGAUCUAGUCUGCAACAACAAAGGUCUAAGACAGCUGACCACCUCCCUGUACAUGGUUGGAGUGUCGCUAGGGUCUGUAGGAUUCGGAGAUUUGGCGGACAGGAUUGGCCGCCGUCGAACCUACCUCCUGUCGCUGGCCAUCCAGUGUGUGUUCGGAGUGGUCACGGCGUUCUCACCUAACGUGGUUCUGUUCAUCAUCUUCCGUAUGUUCGUGGGUGCCGCAACGUCAGGCGUCAUCAAUACGUCAGCAGUUAUGGUUUGCGAGUUUGUUGGUCCAAAGGAGCGGGUGAAGGUUGGCGUGCUCCGCCCAGUGUUCUUCUCGGUCGGGGCGAUGAUUUUGGCGGGAGUGGCGUUCGGUGUCCGUGACUGGAGAGCCCUGCAGCUCGCCGUUUCUCUGCCCAACCUGCUGUUCAUUCCAUUCUAUUGGUGGUGCCCAGAGAGUCCAAGAUGGCUGCUGUCACGUGACAAAGAGAAGGCAAAAGAACUGAUACAGAAAAUGGCGAGGUUCAACAGAGUUGACCUGCCUGAUCACGUGCUCGCAGACGACCCAAGUGAUGUAAAUAACACAAAGAAAGAGGAAAAGAAGGAUGGGACUCACAAAAGCUACACAGUACUCGACAUCUUGCGGAAGCCCAACACAAGGAAAAGGAGCCUCAUCAUAUUCUUUAUAUGGUUUACCAACAACAUCGUUUACUACGGCAUCGCAUUGAACAUUACGGACCUUAGCGGGGACGUCUAUACCAACUCUCUCAUAGCAUCCGCAGUCGAGAUUCCCGCGUACUUGACUCUUCUAUUCCUGCAGGAACGAUUUGGCCGGAAGUUGCCCGUGUUUGCCUACCUACUGCUGACCGGCAUUGGUCUCAUCGUCACGGCAGUACUUCCUCCUGGCCCCGGCCGUGUGGCGAUUGCCAUGAUCUCCCGGUUCUGCAUCACCGGCGGGUUCCAGAGCACCAUGAUCUACACUGUAGAGCUGUUUCCCACCGUAACAAGAAACAUAGGUAUGGGAUUUUCGUCCACGGCUGGCAGGGUAGGUUCUAUCGUGUCACCGUUUGUGUGGCUGUUGGCUGACCUGUGGCGACCAGCACCUUACAUACUGUUCGGCGCCAUGACGGCCAUGGCCGGGCUGCUGUGCAUGCUGCUGCCGGAGACCAAGGGUGAACAGCUGCCGCAGACUCUGGAGGACGGGGAGGAGUUCGGGAAGGGUGUAGCGGCUGCAGUGCUCAACAAGGCAUUGAGGACUCUGAAGAUCAAGAAACCAGAGAAGAAAGAAGAACCGGGAUCGGAUAAUCGGGGAUAUAUCUGAGACACAACUGCUAAGCAUAUGAGAACUUGAACCUCGCAAUUCUGCCUAUUGACAUAUACCUUAUUGUUUUAAAGUUAUAGAAUAGUUAGUUUUUUUCUUUUUCACCAUGUCACCUUGUUAUGUUGUUAUCUUUUUGUUUUGCUACUUUUCUACCGAUUGUUACAUCUUGAUAAUGAUUCAUAGGGAAGAAAGCCACCUAGUAAAAGGAUUAAAGCUACCAAAACCAGCAUGUACUAGACGAUUCAUUAGUUGUGAUUAACGGCUAUAGCAAUAUAUGAUAAUGAAGUAAAAAAAAAACCUUCAACGGUGUCUUCAAUAUGCCUAUUUUAACCCGGUAGUGAAUAACAAAUUCAAGCAAAUAUUGAGUAAGUAAGACGUCCAGACGUUCUGCCAUUUCAGGAUUUGUUCAAAGGACUUUUGACCUUUGUUCUGACUAGAGUACGAGUAAACGUGUGUACUCGCAAAUAUUGUUUCACGUCAGUAGACGGCAUCACAUCAAUUAAACUUGUUAUCAAAGAAUGACUGUAGAUGCAGAACCCAGUGACUGAUGAUGAUGAUGAUUAAAGAAUGAAUUCUUACUUUAAUAACAGAUUUAUCUCAUCCGUUUCUUUCAUUAAAAGAGUGUAGUCGGGCUAUCAUUUG
Branchiostoma floridae (Florida lancelet) is the source of this 4175-nucleotide messenger RNA. RefSeq lists its product as uncharacterized. The transcript has 24 exons. The coding region runs from base 72 to 3533 and encodes 1153 amino acids. Lineage: Eukaryota; Metazoa; Chordata; Leptocardii; Amphioxiformes; Branchiostomatidae. The record is from RefSeq and is a predicted model, not a curated record. Gene Ontology annotation, cellular component: membrane. Gene Ontology annotation, molecular function: transmembrane transporter activity. Gene Ontology annotation, biological process: transmembrane transport.